Messenger RNA from Chaetura pelagica (chimney swift), 507 nucleotides. RefSeq names its product avidin-like. Gene Ontology annotation, molecular function: biotin binding. The coding region runs from base 1 to 507 and encodes 168 amino acids. Lineage: Eukaryota; Metazoa; Chordata; Aves; Apodiformes; Apodidae. The transcript has 4 exons. The record is from RefSeq and is a predicted model, not a curated record.
AUGGGAAGGGGUGACUUUGCCCUGCUCCUCACCCUGGCCAUGGUGGCAUGUGUCACCCCCGAGGAGAAGAAGUGCCAGCUCAGCGGGCUGUGGAGGAACGAGCAGGACUCGCUGAUGGAGAUUUCAGCAGUGAGCGACGAUGGGGACUUCCAGGGGACGUACCUCACGAGGGUCACCCUCACUGGUGGCUGUGCCCAGGCCUCCCCCCUGAAAGGUGCCCAGCAGCAGCCCGGUGAGGGGGGCUGGCCCACCUUCGCCUUCACCGUGCGCUGGCAUAAGUUCUCCAACGCCAGCACUGCCUUCGUGGGGCAGUGCUUCGUGGACACAGGUGGAAAGGAGACACUGGCCACCACGUGGCUGCUGCGCGAAGCUGUCGGGUCCCUCAAGGAGGACUGGGAAGCCACGAGGAUAGGCAGAAACGUCUUCACGCGCAAACGCGGCCGGAAAGGAAAGAUCCUGCAGAGUUUGUCCCCAUCCUGUGAGGAUGUGUCUUUGCUUGCCCCAUGA